GGGAGGGUAAACACAUCAGGCUGAGCCAUCUGAACAGAAACAGGAACAAGAGCGUGAGACAUGAAGACAUGAAACUAAUCCUUCUUACUAAUCGCAGUGAACAGCAAGCCUGCAAUGAAGAGGAGAGGAGAUACACAAUUUGCGAGGAAAAUGCCUGAAGAAACAUGCACAAUUCAGCGGCCAGGGGACAUGGCAUACUAUCCCGUUCCUCUUUUCUUUCUUAUUAUGGCUCACAGCUGAAAACAGGAAUGCCUCAUGAUUCAUAAACCAAACACUUACACACAUGCUGGUCACUUUAUUUCAUUCUAAAGAGGAUUUAGUCAGGGUUUUAAGCCCUGUUGACUGAGGUGUCUUAUUCUGGAGGAUUUACAAAAACAAGCAGAGAUUUGGAUUUGUACAUGCUGACAGAAAUAUUGUCCUGGUGUCUGAGGGCUGCUUCCCAUCACUGGAUCAGUGCUCUGUGCAGGCUGCUUUUGUUGUGUUACUGACUGACGUGCCCACCCUUUUAACUGGGGCUGCUUCAUUUCGGUAUGGUCUUGUCCUGGUCCAUCAUAUACCACACCUUGGGAAGAAACAGCAUGGAAGGUUAGGAGAGCAGCUACAAGCAUGGGAGCCAAACAGAUGAAAUGUCUUAGCUCAUCCAGCCCGACACACACGCCUAAAGAGGAUUACAUCAUCGGCCAGGCUGAAGAACAGGGAGAGAUUGUGGGAAACCACACAGAGCAACCGCAAAGCCUAAAUGCAGAUGCAGUAAAAUUGUCAUUCAAUGAGCCAACUCCAGGACCUGAGAACACUGGGACAGGAGAUGGGAGCUCCUGGGAGGAGCAGCUUUGUGUCCAGCAGGAGCAGCUGGAGAAGGAGAUGCAGGAGACUAGGAAGAUGGUGACAAGGCUUCAAGCUUUACUACUUCAUGGGUCACUUCCUGAAGAUGAGCAAACAACUUCUCUAUUUGGAGACAGUGCUAUCAAUGCAGAGCAGCAGCUGAUAUUAAUUCGCAGUCGCCUCGAUCAGAGCAUGGAAGAGUCCCUGGAUCUGAAGAGGGAGUUGCUGAGGUACAAGCAGGAGGCACGCAAUCUUCAGGCAGUUAAGGAUGCCUUGCAGUACCGCAUGUCAAUACAGGAAGACUCAGUACUGCAGCUUAAACAGGAACUACUCCGAUCCAGCAUGGACAAGGAGGACCUAGAAGGGCAGAAUAUGGAACUGCAAAGGAAGCUAAGUGAUAGAGACAGAUUGCUGAGUGAAUACAAAAAAGAACUUGCACAGAAAGACAGACAACUUCAGCAGCAUCAGCCUAAACUGGAGGAGUCAGUGUGCACACUCAAUGAGACUAAUCAUCACAGGAUGUCUAGUUGUAAAAACAAUGGCUACAGCCAUAUGAUGGAAACAUUGUCUUCACCAUUUCCACAUGGAGUGGGUGAUGAGCUGCAGCUGGUGCGGGAUGCUCUGCGCACUCUGAGGAACAGUUUCAGUGGUCAUGACCCACAGCACCACACACUGGACACUCUGGAGCAGGGGGUGUCCACCCUGAUAGACCGUCUCCAUUCUAUUGACUCUAAGAGGAGGCAGGACAGAAAGGGUUCGAACAAAUCGCCAGGGAGAAGAGCCAAUCACACUGAUCGAGAGUCAUGGCCACCUAGUUCAAAAAUACCCCAUUCUCACAGUAGUCCUGUGCUCGGCUCCUCAACCUCAACCAAAGUACUCUAUUUCACAGAUCGCUCUCUCACACCCUUUCUAGUAAACAUCCCUAAAAGACUGGGGGAGGUCACACUUCAGGAUUUCAAGGCCGCUGUUGGAAGACACAGCAAUUUCAGGUAUCACUUCAAGUCUCUGGACCCUGAGUUUGGAACAGUGAAGGAGGAGGUAUUCCAGGAUGACGCUAUAAUACCUGGAUGGGAAGGGAAGAUCGUUGCCUGGGUGGAAGAAGACCAUAGUGAAGGCAGGUAACUGAAGACAGAAGAACAGCCUGUGAUCUGGGAAUUGUAAUCUGCCCAAUGUGUUCAUUUUAUACGUGUGUAUACCUCAGCUCUACACAAAUCUGCACCAUGUCAUCCCAUAUAAUGCAAUGGUCCAUUUUUGUGUGACAACUGAUUGUAAAAACUGUUUACAAAAUCAUUCCUGACCUUCCUCUGAUUGUAUUAGUACUACGACUGAUAUUUUUUUGGAAGACAUCUUUAUAUAGUGUUUAGAAAAGACACUAUUUUAAAGGAUGCUAGACAUAGUAUGCAGAAAUGACUAUAUGUUAGCUGCCAACCUAUUUGCUAAAUGAACAUACUAAGUACUAAACCUAAGUAUUCACCCCACUUGUACCCCACAUUUACAACCUGGAACUGAAAGGACUUAAUUGGGAUUAUAUGUCAUUACACAAAAUAGCAAUAAUAUUGGAGUGAAUGGAAAAAUCAAUAUAGUUUGCAAAAAUAUUUACAAAUAAAAAAUGUAAUUGAAUAAGUAACCCCCCACUAGUGUGCAACUAAAUUAAUUCUAUUGCAACCAGUUGCCACAAUGGAGUCCACAGAUUUUCCCUCUCACUUCAGUAUUAUGGGUUAUUUUACGUAGAUUAAUGACAUAUAAUCCCAACACUACAAAAUGUGGAAAAGGUCAAGGGGGGUGAAUACUUUAUCAAGCCACUGUAUCAUCAAAUGUGUUUCAUGUCACAGCUUCCAAUGUCAUGUUAGAGUACCUUGCUGAAGGCAUUAAUUCCUACAAUUAAUACCUUUUUUUUUUUUUUUUUUUUAAAUCUAAAGUCUUUUUAGAUUUCAUAUUUUUGUUAUUCUAUUAUUUGAAAUCACUGGUGAUUCUGAAAUGUGAACCUAAAAGUAGGAAAGAUGGGACCACUUCAUUUGUAAAAAUUUCUAUAAUUUUAAUACAAAAUAUGUUUCUGAAAAUAAUUUUCUGUAUAGUGUGCAUGUUUGUCCAGUGUUUUUAUCCAUGUUAAAUGAAACAUCCAAUAUUUGUCCACCAUGUUA
Pangasianodon hypophthalmus (striped catfish) is the source of this 2963-nucleotide messenger RNA. RefSeq names its product DIX domain containing 1a (gene dixdc1a). Gene Ontology annotation, biological process: canonical Wnt signaling pathway. The record is from RefSeq and is a predicted model, not a curated record. The transcript has 15 exons. The coding region runs from base 607 to 1944 and encodes 445 amino acids. NCBI's taxonomy places the organism in Eukaryota, Metazoa, Chordata, Actinopteri, Siluriformes, Pangasiidae. Gene Ontology annotation, cellular component: cytosol.